AUGUCUGCUGCCUUCGCCAUGGCUCCCCAGCUCCAUCGUCAGGCCCUGGCUCCCGUUUCUGUACGCAGAAUUCGUGUUCGUGCUCUGCAGCAGACCAAGCUGGGUGUUCUGAACAAGUUGAAUGCAACCGUGCCUUCUACCCCGCUGAAGCGCUCCGUAUCUUAUGACUCUGAUGGCGAAAACGUUGCCCCCAUCAAACUCGAUGCCUCCAAGCGCAAGCGUGAUAUAGAAGACGAUGGGCAGGUCUCCGAGUCCCCCAAGGCUCUGAAGACCAGUCGUAUCUCGCUGGUUACUGUCGAAAAGACAACUCCCUUGACCCCUCGCAAAGUCAAUGCCGUCAUGGCCAAGCCAGCCGGUCGUUCACCCCCGGCCAAAACAAAACUAACCAAGGCCUUUGGUCGUCGCUCUCAGCGUGAUUCUCUCGCAAGCAACACCAAUGUUGCCUGCGUGAAGAGCAAGCCGGCAACGCUCUCUUCGCGUAAAGUGGCUCAGCCUGCGAGCUGGUUUUUCAACAUCCAUGCCGACACUCCAGACGAGGAGGCUACCAACACCAUGCAGCACUUUGCCGGCAGACUAGACAUCAGCGAUGACGAAUGCAAGGCAAAGUACGACGAUCGUGGAAAGGAGAAUAUCCCUCCACAUGAGCUUGGCAUAACCAUGCCAACAGCCGCUCAGCCAACGCCUGUCCAUUCUCGGAGGAACAUGAUGGCCCAGCUUCGGUCUCCCCUUGGCGAGCUCAGGGCUUCCGAUUACUAUGACGCUGGUCUGAAUGCUCUUUCCUAUGCUGUCAUUCACGACAAUGAGAACCUGAAGACGUCGACUGAAAUGAUGAACGCUUCUGUCGUGCCCGAAUCUACUGCUCUUCCCAAAACUAUCUCAUUGACUACAUGCGUCUCGGAAGAAAGUACCAAGACAGUCGACGGAACGACCGCCGCCUAG
This is a messenger RNA of Talaromyces atroroseus, 939 nucleotides long. RefSeq lists its product as hypothetical. The transcript has a single exon. Bases 1 to 939 code for a protein of 312 amino acids. NCBI's taxonomy places the organism in Eukaryota, Fungi, Ascomycota, Eurotiomycetes, Eurotiales, Trichocomaceae. The record is from RefSeq and is a predicted model, not a curated record.